AAGCUUUCAAGCCUAUUUGUUUUCCGGGUUAUGUAUUUAUCACAAUCUUUCAGUCUCGAAGCCCCUCAGUUUGGUUUGUAAAGAUAUUCGGUCAUUGUAUCUGUCUAUACUGUCGAAUACUAUCAAACUGCCAAGAGAUACCUUUACGUACACAAUGCUAAACAAAAACCAAGUUAGCUGGCAAAGUAUGCUUUUUUAGUUUAUUAAAAACUCUUAGGUCACCGGAAUAGUUUACAUCACUUUGCUCAUCAACCUCCAAUCCAAGAGCAAAUCAUUUAGCUAUCCGAUUUACGUAACUUAAUGAUUUUAAAACGACGUUCAUGGAUUACUAAUAUUCGACAGUACGCGUGUUCGUAACGGUGACUUAAUGCCUAAGUAGUUGGGUUUAAGAACUUACGUCUCAUAACCACACUGCUUCACCUACUCCGGUUUGGUUAGGUGGGUGACAUCACUAGUGAUGGCAGAACACUGGUCAGUCGGACCCACAGUUCAUUUUGGUUCACAUUCGCUUCUUCCCUCCACUGACCUUAAAAUAUUGUGGGACCUACUUCAGUGUAGGGACUGCUGGUUCAGACGCAUUUAUCACCAACUUGCUGCCAACGAACUUCGGUCAAAUUCAGUUGUGGCAGUAAGCCCUCGGAAAAGUUCAAUCCCUUCUGUUCCCUUCCAUAGUCUUACGAGAGCGAUCCAAGCAGUCUUACGUGGCUUCAAUCUAAAUCGUAAAUGCCCAUCAAAACUAGACACGAAGGAGACCAACUUAGCAUCAUUUCUGCAUUUACAUAUAAAAACUAGUUAUCAUCAUAUAACUGUAGUCAGCACCAAAUUCUGUAUCAAAAGACAGUAUUGGGUCUGCCCUUCUCAUGGACGUCGCCUGUUCGAUUUGCUAUACUGUAGUGGCAACUUUAGUAUUCCAGAGCGGAAAGAUGGGUUAGACUUCGAUUUAGCUAUUCGUUCAAUAAUCCCUCAGGGUCAAUCUGAUUUCUUUCGAUCUGUUCAGCUUUCGAGCUCCUCAGAUGAAAGUGAUGAACCGGAACAGACCUUUUCUGUUCGGCUCCACACUCCAGAGCUGUAUAUAGUAAAGCCAAAUCCAGAAGGUUCUCACAAUCAUUUGUCUACAAAGGUAUGUUCCACCGAACCCAAAAAAUUCAUAAGCAAACAACUUUAUGAAGUCAACAGGAAAUGGUCGUUCAAAUACAGUGUAAAUGACUUAAACCAUAAACAUCUGUACAGUAAAAACGAUGCUCGACAUACCUGUGAUUCUCACUACAAUGAAAGAAAACUAGAUGGUCCAAAACAUGUGCAUUUUCCUAAGGGGAAUCCUAUAUCUGCUGUAUACAAUCUUUAUACAUAUGCUACAGCAAGCAGGUUGGAAAGGUCUAAUCGUAUUUGGGAAAUAGAAGCAAGGUCUCGCUACUUUGAUCGUUUGAAGUAUUUAAUAUCAAAUGGUUUCGAGGCUGACCUAGCAUCCCAGUUGGCAGGAGAUGAUGAAUCUACGGAACUGCACUCUAGUGUUAAUGAAGCUCUUGACAAUAAAGCAUGCAAGCAAGACAAUCUCAAACCGACGAAUAUAAUAUCUAAGCGUUCAAAACCUCGACAUCGCAAACGUAAUCGAAAACGUGGAUCCAACUCAGUAUCCUUGUUAUCUUCACAUUCACAUAAUGCAACCGACCCUAGUAUUUCACGAAAUAAAAUUGAUGAUAACUAUCAGAAAUGUGUAUCGCUUGCACAAUAAUUAUCAGGUUAAGCAGAUGUCCUUUGAGCUUUUGUCUCAAUUUAUUGUACAGUUUUCAUUAAAAUCUGUGAUAUCUGUCAGUGAUUUGAUUGCACGUUAUUUUUUAUGCAGAAUCUCAUUAAUUUGAUAUAAACUACUGUUUUCACUCGUCAUUGUUUUCAGAUUUUUAUCUAGUGUUAGCUUUCUUAGACUAAUCUAUGUUAAUAUUCCAAAGGUACAACUUUAAGAACCGUUUUUUCGUGUCAUUAACGUAGACAUGUUUUUGCUCGCGAGAAAGUGUAAUUCAGAUAUAAUUAGUUCUUAGCGGUAUAUUGAAGUAAAGUAUUAGAUAAUUCUUUGACUCUACCUGUGUCUUGACAUGUCAUUAAGUCAGUGACGUUUUGCAAUAAAUGAA
Molecule: messenger RNA, 2126 nt
Organism: Schistosoma margrebowiei
Lineage: Eukaryota; Metazoa; Platyhelminthes; Trematoda; Strigeidida; Schistosomatidae
Source: the annotation of a GenBank genome assembly